Molecule: messenger RNA, 490 nt
Organism: Cherax quadricarinatus
Lineage: Eukaryota; Metazoa; Arthropoda; Malacostraca; Decapoda; Parastacidae
Source: RefSeq, a predicted model, not a curated record
AGGUUAGUGCUCUUCAUAUCUCACAGCUUCCUUCAUCUCUUCAGGUUUUUACUCUCUCCUUCCUUAUGUCUCAGUUCCUCACAUGUUGUUGGCCUCUCAGGAUUAUCUUUGUGGUGGGUGAGGAGACGGUAGAGGCAAGGGCGACACUCACAGUGGAAAAAAGCACAGCCUUCGAAUUGACUCUGCAGGUGGAGGCACAGUAUGGUCUCGUCCUGUAUGAGUGCCGGGCCCUCAACACAAACAUCACUUUCCACUGCACCAUCAAUGGCACUUGCAGUACCUCCUACAGGAGGCUCCGGCCUGGCAGCAAGUUCAACAUCCUGAUAGUAUGGAGACAAAAUGUGGAGAGACUGUUGAACUACACACAGACACAGGAGGAGUCUAUCCUGCAGACUGAUCUGUCUGUAUGGGUACUGAACCAAAGAAACCACACUGAUAACCACCGCCACCUCCAUCUCUUGCCCAGGGUCUCGCCUAUCUUUGAUCUUUC